AUGAAAUCACACUUGCCUUCUUACUCAAGCCAAGCUCAAUUGAAUCGAAGAGUAAGGCGUCAAUCUUCUUCUCAUACUAUUCCACCAAGACGAUCAUCAUCUUCAUCUUCAUCUUCAUCACCAUCAUCAUCAUCAUCAUCGUCACCUCCUCCACCUCCUCCACCUCCACCUCCUCCUGUACCUCCUCGUUAUUCGCACAGACCACCAUUAACCUCUUCACGUCGAUUACCUUCGCUUCAACACCAUCUCAAUAAUUCAUCGUAUCCUCCUUUGACAAAAGAUCGAUUGCAACGGAAGAAUAAGCUGGAUGCUUUAUUAUGGGGUAGAACAGCAAGUUCCCACCGCAUUCCUCGUCGACGCAGUAUCUCCAAUGGCUAUAUCUUCCGGCAUUUAUACAAUGAAGAUAAUCAGCCUAUCGUAUACAAUGAGCCAUCCAUGCAAUAUUCUAGUCGCAGUACUGAUGAAGCUUCAGAAGAUGCCUAUACAUCCAAUCACACUUCUGGUGACAUGGGCCAAAGUGAUUCAAGAUCAGACGUUGGCGGCACAUCCCAUAUCCCUGAUGCUCAACGAUACAUGGCUGGUAGCGAAUUCACUAGUACAUAUCAACAUUCAUCCGUUGUGGGUGCAAGAGUGAAUGCCAGUGGUCUUUCUUCAUCACGAGCUCCUCCACAUACAAGCCAACAUUAUAGCUCUUCCCGCUUACAGCCAACCAGUAAUGCCAGCUCACACAUGUCUGAUAGUCGAAGACAGCUCUCUCGAUUACUCAAGCUCACUCAUACGAUGAAUAAAGUACCCACUCGACCCGAUGCUCUAUCAAAAGAAAAAGACAUGUAUUCUGCUGCUGCAGCUGCUGCAGCUGCUGCCAUGCGAGCAUCUUCGGUGCCUGUUGCAUCACAAUCAUGUCGACAACGCAUACAGGCAUUCUUGCAUGGCAUGGCAGGGCGAGUGGUCAAUACACGUAGCUGUGAACCAUCCAUCGAUCGGAUUCCAAUGGAAGAAAUGGUCAUGCUUGCUCAUUAUCUUGAAAAAACAGCACCAUCCAAGAGACCUAGUAUGAGUCGACAUUCUGUUUCAACACCUGGUGCACAUCCAUCCUAUACAUCCCCCACACAACGUUCUUCUAUCUUUUGGAAUAACGAUAAUAAUACUAGCAAUGGUGGUUCGCCCGAUGUCGCCACUGCUCAUCCCCUCGAUCAUGCAGCCACCGUUUCGGCUUCCGAAUUAUCUCAACAUCAUUUGGGAAGCUUGAGCAACAUCUUCUCUCACCGACACCAUUCACGAAAGAAUACAGAACUAUCACAGGCAAUCAUCGAUGAAAGAGGACCGCAUCGGCAAAGCAAUGGGGGCAACGAUAUUCCACAGCAGCCAUCGAACACCAUGGACACUUCCAAUCGACACCGACGAUCGUCUCCAUUCCAAUUCCUGCAAAGUAUCCCAGCAGCCAUGCAUUCGUUUUCGAGAAACAACAGCCAUCCCAUGAAAGACGACCACAAUGACAAUAGCCAUGUGCCCAGUAUUCACUUUGAAGGGUGGUCUUUGUGGUGGUUUUCCCCAUCACAUCCUUUACGUGUCAAGCUUUGGAAGAUUGUCGCAUCCAGCGAAUUCAACGUGUUCAUCUUGUUUCUCUUGUUCUUGCAAUGGAUCAUCCUAUCAUUUGUACCUAUCAAAGUCAAUGCCGACAAGACCAGCUUCACCCAUUUGUAUCAGUAUAUCUUACUUGCUAUCAAUAUCAUCUAUACCUUUGAAGCCAUUGCCAAAAUCAUUGUAUACGGAUUGGCCAUUUCUUAUCCAUCCAAGUCAAGACCCAAGCUAUUGAGACUGAGACACCUUUUCAGCCCAAGGAAACAUGAUCAGCGUCGCACUUCCUCUGGUUCAAUUGGAUCAGCACGCGUUCCUGGUUUCGCAGCACCCGUUUUUUCAUCAGCACGGAGUGUACGAUCGGUAUCAGCUAUCAAUGUCCCUGAACGAGUUAAUGCCGAUAUAUCGGGAGAUGAAAUUCCGCCGCCAUGGUCACCCAUCAUCAAUAAUCAGCAGCCCAACGUCGACCCGGAUACCAACAACUCCCUUCGCCCUUAUUCGUAUUUCGCUUCUCAAUAUACACCAUCCUCCUCGCCACGCAAUAGCAGUCAUUGUUCACCUACUUCAGAACACGACCUCUUGGAAAACACCCCAUUAUCAACAAAGACUGGCAAGAGCCUUCUUGAAGAAGAGGAAAAGUUUCUCAAAGUCAGCCAUGAUGCCUAUUUAUCUCGCUUGGGAAACAUUGUGGAUACCGUGGCUAUAGUAUCUUUUUGGAUCGAUUUAUCCAUCAUGCUUUUCGCAUCGGGGGAAGAAACUUGGUCUCUCUUCAAAGCACUAGCAGCAGCACGGAUUUUGCGUUUGGUUGUUGUUACGGAAGGCACAGCGGUCAUCAUCCAAUCCUUAAGGACAAGUUUCGAUAUGCUGUGCAAUGUGCUCGGAUUCUUUAUCUUCUUUUGGAUCUUGUUUUCGCUUUUGGGCGUAUUUGUAUUCAUGAACUCGUUCUCAAGGCGAUGCGCUGUGGUGGAUUUCCAAGCAAAUAAUGUCACACUUGUCGAGCCGCCUGUUGCAUGCAGCAAUCAUUAUGAUGCAAAUGGUAUCAAAUCAGGCGUGUAUGAUUUAGAGAGCGGCAUCUACGUUGAUCUCCACGAUGAUGAUGGCGUCACAUGCAAACUUGGCCAAGUGUGUGUGCAAAGUGUGAACUACCAACCAGGAUGGGGAUAUAUGAGCUACGACAAUAUCUUGUACACAAUCCUCAAUAUCUUUACCGUAAUUUCCACCGAAGGAUGGACCGAUCUCAUGUAUUUCAGCCAGGACAGCAUUUCUAGCGUGGCAGCCGCAACCUUUUACUGCUUUUGCAUCUAUCUCAUGACUUACAUCAUGGUUCCUAUGUUUAUUGCUGUCAUUACAAAUUCAUUUGCAAGUGCAAGAGGAGACAUGCGUCAUAGUGCUUUCGCAGCUGGCAAAAAGGCUCGAUUAUUGCUUACAAGGGAUAUCACUACCAGUAGUCAACCGGAUAGCACCAAUGAGGAUUGGGUUUAUAUCGGUGGUGGUGCACGUACCUCGUACAUGGGACAAAUCAUGCGCAGCCGCACCGAUCGUAUACGUGUAUGGGCGAAUUCCAUCGUAUCCAAGUGGUAUUUUCCUACAGCAGGGAGCGUGAUUGUGGCUAUCAAUAUGGUGUUUAUGGCGUUGUAUUCUGCAAAGUUGGAUGACAAGGAUAUAGAAAGGAUUCAUUUGAUGAACUUUUUAUUCACCUUGUUCUUCGCAUUUGAAAUCACUUUACGGAUUCUUGGUGCGUCCAGCUGGCAACAAUUUUGGAGCUUUUAUCAUAUCCUUUUCUCUACUCCUCAUUGGUUCAUGCUGUGA
Lichtheimia ornata is the source of this 3387-nucleotide messenger RNA. RefSeq lists its product as uncharacterized. Gene Ontology annotation, biological process: calcium ion import across plasma membrane. Gene Ontology annotation, cellular component: membrane; voltage-gated calcium channel complex. The coding region runs from base 1 to 3387 and encodes 1128 amino acids. The transcript has 8 exons. NCBI's taxonomy places the organism in Eukaryota, Fungi, Mucoromycota, Mucoromycetes, Mucorales, Lichtheimiaceae. Gene Ontology annotation, molecular function: high voltage-gated calcium channel activity. The record is from RefSeq and is a predicted model, not a curated record.